Hydractinia symbiolongicarpus is the source of this 2897-nucleotide messenger RNA. RefSeq lists its product as uncharacterized. The record is from RefSeq and is a predicted model, not a curated record. Lineage: Eukaryota; Metazoa; Cnidaria; Hydrozoa; Anthoathecata; Hydractiniidae. Bases 2304 to 2792 code for a protein of 162 amino acids. The transcript has 2 exons.
UUUAAAAUCAAUUUUUAUUUUGAAGUAAUGAAACCAACUGGUUAGUCCAAACUACAAUUUUGUAUGAUUAAUGUAUAUAAUGGCUUAAAAAAGUCACUCUUAACCUCCCCUCCCCCUUCCCUCCCAAAAUAAUCAUUUCAAACUCAAUUUAGGAGUAACUUUAAAGGUUAAUGGGGCCCUAAGAUAAACUCAUCCAUAUUCAGAUAUUACUAAAAAUCGUUGAGCCUGAGACAUAAAAAUAAGAGAUCUCUAAGUAAAAAGGGUGCCAACUUGCCUAAAAGAAUACAUUUUUAAUGCAACACCAAUGCUGAAAACGUAAAGACAAGCACCACAAAAAACGUUUUUAUAUGUUUGUUGAUAUCAAAUUCCUAGAGACUAUCUUCGAUACAAUAUGCUCAAUGAAGCCACCCUCACGACAUGUUUAGUUAGCAUCAUUUCUAUUAAAAAGUGAGUCUCUCGUUCAAUCUGGUAAAAAUCUAACUAAGCGAACUAAUCAUAUUUUUGAGGGUGGCGUAAAUAUAAUUAGAAGAAACAACUUCAUUAACUUAAGAGUUGUCUUUUCUUUGGUCAGGUAAACAGAAUUGAAAGUGCUGUUUUAUAAUUUAGGGACUAUAUACUUUGUAAAAAUGUGGGUGUUAUUGGAAGGAAACCACAAAUUUAAACAAGUCAACAAAACUGGUUGUUAAAUAUCCAACUUUUUGCGGGUCAGCACCCUUGUUUGAGUAGUGUAUCCCUGAAAUGAAAGAUACGUUUUUAUUGAUUGUACACUACAUGCUACAGAGUGGGACAUGGCAAAAUGUGAUAUUUGAAAAUUCUGUCUGCUUGCCACAUCAUUAAUUAAUGUUUACUUUCCCCUUCCAACUUCUUAACUUAUGAUGUUGCAUGUCUUCCAAAGUUUUAAAGAAUGUGAUGAUUGAGAAAAAUGACAUAAAGCAAAUAACGAUAUUUUGUUUGUUCAGAGUAACAAGUUAAUAGUUGAUGACCAGCCUUUCUAAUUCAUGUUGGCACUCAGCAAUAAGAUAAAUAGAUAAAUAACUGUGCUUGGCUUAGAUGGGGAGACUUGAGUAUUUAAUAAUCAUUUUAAGCUAUGGUCUGCGCUCCACCAGACAACUCCCUGAAACAUCCAUGGGCCUACAGAGUGUGCCAUUUCCCUUACAUGGCUGGGGUUAACUCAGGGAUGUUGUAACAUUCACUUGCCCAUAUUAAAUCACCUCCAAGUGUUAGAGUUAUAACAAAUAAUCUACAGCACCAAUUGCAAACGCCAAUAUGGAUGUGCUAACAAAGCAGACAGGCAAAUAAAAUAUUACAACAAUUCAAACAAAUUUGACUUUUAAAAGCUGAUGAAUGUGUCAAUUGUUCAUAGUCCCACAGUGUUUCCCAACACAGUUCCAGCUUUUAUAGUAAUAAAAAUAUUCCUGAUCAAGCCAAAUGUAACCAUUUUUUGUAUGACUAAAAAUGUUAAAUAAUAUUUUCAUGGUUUAUUCUUAUACCUAGUUGCAUUAGGAGUGUGUAGAGUGCAUUUUAUAUGCCCAUUAUUGUUUUUAGUCUAGUCUGGCACCAUGUUGCCUAUGUUCACCUGUUUGAAUCCACAUCUAACUUUACUGUUGCAUUAAAAUUAACAAAAUAUCAUGUUUUUAUAAUACAUAAUCGAAAUGGUUUUGAUACAAUAUGAAUUUUGUUAAGAAGUACAAAAGUUCUAACAAUUCAGUUUUUUAAAAAAAUGAAAAUGAAAAAUAUUACAAACAUGGUUGAAUAGAAAUAUGAUGUACACCUCAGUGUACAUCAUAUUUUUAAUUUAGAAUGCAAUUCUCAAUAUUUGUAGUACAAAUACUUCUCUGGUAUAACAAAUUGAAUUUUUUUAUAAUUUCAUGAAGAAGAUAAUUUUUUACUAAAGCCAGAAAAGUACUGUUUGUUUCUUUGAUAAAAAUAAAAAAUAGAUAAAUUAAGUAGCUUAAAGUGUAAUGAAAAAAGUUGUAAACAACAGAAUUAUACACUUAACAAUAGGGAAACUAAGGUCAAAAUUUUUUUUUUCAUAAAAACGUUUAUUAUACUAUUUAAAAAAAAUACCUUAAAUUUUUUUUCAAAAAAAAUGUAUUUUUAUGAGGAUUUUAGAGUAAAAAGGUUAUUAUUUACAUCUCCGUUAGAGUACAUAAAAAAACUCUACGAUGGAGAGCAAUGACGUAUGAUCCGCGAGUGAGUAAGUGAAACCAUACUAUAAGGUUCGCCUGAUUUGAUGUAUGAAGACAUAAAAGAUGAAUUUUACUUCUUAACUAUAAUUGUACAUUUUGUCUUUACUACUCAAAAUGCCAAGUUGCCUGGCAUAUGGAUGUUCGCAAACCACUGGGAGAGUAACUGCUAAAAAAAGUUUUUUCAUGAUCCCAAAGCCAGUGAAUACAACUGAGAAACUUCGCGCAGCACAAUGGUUGCAUAAUAUUGGUACUGGAUUGAAUGUAGAAACAUUUCCAUUUGGGAAAAAUAAAGUUGUAUGUGAAGACCACUUCCAUCCUGACUGCAUAAAAGAUGAUUUAAAAGGACGUCUAACGGGGAUACCAUCGAAACGGAAAGAGCUACUUUGUGGAGCAGUUCCAACUAUUUUUAAACACAAAAUUUACGAAUUUAUUAACAUGGAUGGCACUACCGUAUUAAAACGUGAUUCAUCUUUAAAAAGAAAAAUGCAGGAAGAAUGCCUACAUACCGUAAAGAAGUUACUUAGUGAAAACAAAGAAACCACACUUUCACAGACAUUACAUUUCAUAGUAAUGCACCCAAGCCGUAUAUUGUCUGUAUGCUGAAAAGCGUAGUUGUCUAAAAAGAAUAUAAUAUGUUUUGUUGUUGUGGAACCUAGGCCUUACAAAAUGUUGUAUAUAUAUUUUUAAAUAUUCUUUGACUCACAUUCA